CAUCAGCAUCCACGAGAAAAAUAUUCUGGUCUAGCGUUGGUUAUAAAACAAUGGCUGCUGCUUUAGCAGCCCCUUUUGCUUUGAACGGAGCCGUGAAAAUGGCGAACUCAACCACCUCCCAAGCUUACCUCGACGGCUCCAGAGUUAAAGAAUCCAAGACCCUGAUUGCCGACCUCUGCCGCCAAUUCUACACUCUGGGUUGGGUUUCCGGCACUGGUGGCAGCAUCACUACCAAAGUCCACGAUGAUUCCAUUCCCAAACCUGAACAGCUCAUUGUCAUGUCCCCUUCAGGUGUGCAGAAAGAAAGAAUGGUGGAGGAUGAUAUGUAUGUGUUAUCUCCAAGUGGGUCUAUUUUGUCUGCCCCAUUGCCGAAGCCUUACCCACAUAAAGCUCCUAAGUGCACUGAUUGUGCUCCUCUGUUCUUGAAGGCAUAUCAUAUGCGGAAUGCUGGCGCUGUGAUCCAUAGUCAUGGAAUAGAAUCCUGUCUUGUGACAAUGAUCAACCCAUUCUCAAAAGAAUUUCGGAUCACUCAUAUGGAAAUGAUCAAGGGAAUUCAAGGACAUGGUUACUAUGAUGAACUUGUUGUGCCAAUCAUUGAAAACACAGCUCAGGAGAGUGAGCUCACGGAAUCUCUUGCCGAAGCAAUAAAAGCUUAUCCCAAAACAACGGCUGUUCUUGUACGGAACCAUGGCAUAUACGUCUGGGGUGAUAAUUGGAUCAGCGCCAAAACACAGGCUGAGUGCUAUCAUUAUCUCUUUGAUGCUGCCAUUAAACUUCACCAGUUAGGAAUGGAUUGGUCAACUCCAACACAUGGUCCCAUCCAGAGUGCUAAUGGUGUUUUGGGUAAUGUUCGGGAUGCUUAUAGACCCACAAAGGCAACAAAGAUUGCUUCAGAGAAUGGUACUGAACCAUUAAAACGCUGCAUUGUUCUGGACAUCGAGGGUACCACUACUCCGAUUUCGUUUGUGACAGAUGUUCUCUUUCCUUAUGCAAGGGAGAGCGUAGGGAAGCAUUUAGCUGCAACAUAUGAAACGGCAGAAACACAGGAUGAUAUCAAGUUAUUGCGUGCUCAAGUACAAGAAGAUUUAGCAAAUGGCGUUGCUGGUGCAUUGCCAAUUCCUCCCGAGGAAGCAGGGAAGCAGGACGUGAUUGCAGCUGUUGUUACGAAUGUGGAGGCAAUGAUUAAAGCUGACAGAAAGAUUACUGCUUUGAAAGAAUUGCAAGGUCACAUAUGGCGCACCGGAUUCCAGAAUAAUGAGUUACAAUCUGUUGUUUUUGAGGAUGUGCCUGAAGCACUGGAGAGGUGGCAUGCCUUGGGCAUCAAGGUUACUUUCCCAUGCCUUAUUGUCUGUAAUGUUAAACCAGUAGAAAUGUUCCAAGUGGAUUGCCAAAAGUAUUUAGAGAUUUUCGUUUAAGUUCUCCCGUCAUCAAGUAUCUUCCACUAGCCAUAUUGGCACUAGCUGUUAUAUAUAUGAACACCAGUAGUCCUAGCCAUAAAUGAUGGAUACAUUCAAUUUUGUUCAUAGAUAUGGUCUUUUCUAAUUUUCUUCCUGGAAGAAUAUGAAAACAGAUAUAUUUCGUUUUAAGACCGAUUACAACUUGAUUUUCCACGUUGGCGGCAGCAAGACUUGUGACCAACCCAAUCUGUUUCAUGUGUCAGGUAUACAUCUAUUCAAGUGGCAGCAGACUAGCACAGAGACUUUUGUUUGGCAACACAAAUUAUGGAGACCUGAGGAAAUUUUUAUCUGGUUUCUUUGAUACCACCGUGGGGUAAAAACUUAUUCCUGUUGGAAACUUAUUUCACUUGGCUGCUGUUUGUCUUAUCUUCAGAUUUUGUUUGUUUAACAAUCGCUGAUUCAGGAACAAGAAAGAAAGCAAAAGUUAUGUAGAGAUUACAGAAUCACUCGGAGUAGAUAACCCUUCGGAAAUUUUGUUCGUUACUGAUGUCUAUCAAGAAGCAACUGCAGCCAAAGCAGCAGGUAAUCCACUUUGAGGUUUCUAAUUUAAGGUAAAUCAACAUUAAUGUUUUGGUCAUGAAUAUCAUUGGUGCACCACAAACUGAUGGUCCAGCAGCCACACUGUAUAAUUUUGAACAAGCAUUAAAACCUAGACUAGUAAAACAUGCGCAUGUCUGCCCAGUGACCUAGGAAAACAGAUAUUUGUGUUCAUUAAUCAAAUGAUUGAGUCUUUUGCGUGCACAUUUCAGGUUUGGAAGUGGCAAUAUCUAUUCGGCCAGGAAAUGGACCUCUUCCGGAGAAUCAUGGGUUCAGAACAAUCACGUCUUUUUCAGAAAUCUGAUAUAUGUGGAAUACUUUAUACUCUUGUAAUAAAGGCCACAUUUUUGCCUGGAGCCUUGUAAGGAUUUUCUCUGGACAUUUGUGCCUUCAUGGCAUUGUCUGCAACUUAUUGUAUGUGAAAUAUGAUAGUGUUAGCUUCAUUUCAUUCAAAUAAAAGAAAGUUAGAUGGAAGAUUUCAUAUUCAUGGAUCAAUAUCUAAUUAUCUGCCGAUUGUGAAAAUGACACUUGCGAAUUCAUGUUCUAGAUCCUCUGGUCUAUAUUCGGGAUUCCCUCAAAAUUAAAAUUGUACAGAAUCUCAUGAGGACAAUUUGUAAGUCGACCCUUGUUAAAAUAUAAGUCCUAACAACAAGGACAGAACAUCAUCCAAACCUUUGGAGC
Molecule: messenger RNA, 2675 nt
Organism: Oldenlandia corymbosa var. corymbosa
Lineage: Eukaryota; Viridiplantae; Streptophyta; Magnoliopsida; Gentianales; Rubiaceae
Source: the annotation of a GenBank genome assembly